AUGAAGAAAGAAUUAAUAUCAAUUAAAUGGUGUAAUCUAAAGCGGUAUCCUGAUUCACUGGUAUCGUAUUGCUACUUUGAUGAGCUUGCUAAACUACUGGAGAGUGGUGAUGUUGCUACACUUCCUAAAUUAACCGACGUUCUUCAACAUUUACCAACACUCAAAAUAUUGGAUCGUUUGAUGGAAGUUAAAGCUUGGCCAAACAAUCUAUUACAGUUGGCAAUAGAGAAUCAAUGUAGCUUUGAAACCAUUCAGUUCCUCGUUGAAAAUAGGAGAGAUCAACAAGAUAUUGUUAGUGCUAUUAUCAGUGCCACUGAACACUCCAAUCUCGAUACCAUUAUCUAUCUUAUGAGCAAACUACCGGAUAGUUUGUCAAUCUCUAACUUUGCAGGCAAAUUCAAUCCUCCCAUCGUCGCUGCUAGAGGAGAUAUCGGAAUUAUUAGAUAUCUGGAAUCUGUAGAUCCAAAUAUCGAUUGGUUGAAAUCAAUUGAACAUGUGGCAUGCCGUAAUCAUUUGGAAAUGGUUCGAUUCCUGCUUGACUUGAUUCCUUUCGAUUCAAUUGUAACAUUGAAAACAGUGGAAGCAGUUGCCAAGUAUGGUGAUUUAGAAUUAUUGAUUUUGUUGUUUGCCAGGAACCAAUCGCAAAUCAAUUCAUUUAAAACAAUGGACAUGGCAUCCAAACACAAUAGAUUGGAAAUUGUCAAAUGGAUUCAUGAAAACAGGACUGAAGGCUGUUCGAAAGCAGCUGUGAUAUAUGCUUCAGCCAAUAGAAACAUCGAAUUAGUCAAGUGGUUACACGAGAAUAGAACAGAAGGAUGUUAUAGAUCAGCAAUUAACAAUGCUUCAGCUAAUGGAGAUUUGGAAUUGGUUGAGUGGAUUCAUAAAAAUAGAACAGAAGGUUGUUCUGGAAGAGCAGUAAACCAAGCAUCUUUAAACGGUCAUCUUUCAGUGGUUCAAUUCUUGUGUGAAAAUUAUAUCGACAAUAUCAAAGAUCAAAUUUUAGAUGCUUUGAUAUAUGCUGCGAGUAAGGGGAAUUUAGACAUUGUGAAAUAUCUGCUAUUUCAUCCACUUACUGUUGCCAACCAAUCUAUCAAUCGGGUGUUCAAUUCCGACUAUCCUGAAAUCAUUGAUUUCCUUUUCAAAGAGAGAAAGAUACAUUACAACAUUAAGCCAUCGAAACUCUACAAUAUCAUUGCAAACGGUUGUGUUCAUUCAUUCAAGACAAUUCACCAAUUAGGAUUAUCUGAAAUCAAUGGCAAUCAUUUCAGUAUUGCAACACUAAAAAAUCAAUUGGAAAUAGUUGAAUACAUUCACCAACAUAUAGGAGACAAGAUUCGUUAUUCAAUAUCAACACUAGAGAAAUCAAUGAUUAAGAAUCAUCCAGCCAUAACUAGAUACCUAGUCAAUAAUAAUUUAUAUGAUAUCAACUACCAAUCUUCUAUUCAAACACUGAUAUCUUUUUGCUCAAAUAAUGUAACGGAAUACCUUGAUAUUUUAGAGCUGAUGUUAAUUAAAACCAGAUCUAUUGUUGCUUUGGAUAUUCAUUCGGUUCUUAGAGGUGGAAAUAUCUACAUGCUAAAGAUAUUGAUGAACUACCAAGACAAAUAUACAGAUAAAACCUACAGUAGUACAUGGCGAUCGGAGGCAAUUAUGUAUCAAUUUGUAAACAGUAGCAUGCAUUUCGAAACACUCAGAUAUCUUGUGGAGGAUCUCCAGAUUGCUCCUUCAACUACCAUUUCAUGGAAGCUACCAACUCUCGAAACCAUAGAGUAUCUGUAUGAAAAGUGUAGAGAAGUCAUACCGAAAGAUAUAUGUUAUCAUUAUGCUAGAACUGGGGAGUUGGAUGUAAUCAAGUUCUUUCAUGAAGAAACUAUUAAAAUAGUCACACAAAAAAAUGGUAUUAUAGAAUUUGAUAUUUCGAAACUCUUUGACAAAGCAUUGGAAUAUGGAAGAUUAAACAUAAUGAACUAUCUAGAUACUUACCAAAAGAGUAAAGUGUGCUCACAAUCAUCGUUUGAAGAAGCCAAGAAAAAAAAGUAUACUCUUGCACUUAACUAUAUUAUUAUUAAUAAUUAUAAAGAUCAAUUUGGAAACAUUUUAAAAUAA
Messenger RNA from Heterostelium album PN500, 2106 nucleotides. RefSeq names its product ankyrin repeat domain-containing protein. NCBI's taxonomy places the organism in Eukaryota, Evosea, Eumycetozoa, Acytosteliales, Acytosteliaceae. The coding region runs from base 1 to 2106 and encodes 701 amino acids. The record is from RefSeq and is a predicted model, not a curated record. Gene Ontology annotation, molecular function: protein binding. The transcript has 2 exons.